AUGACUGCGCUUUUUGCGAGCCUUAUGAGUCAAAACUGUGGACAGAUGCGGCUGUGGUUGAUUGUCAACCACGUGGGUUUGGGCAGUACUGUGGCCGCUAUCAUCGGAGGUGAGUUACUUGUGAGUGGCUUCCGGUACCUGUUUGUUGGGAGGAUUGCCUUGAUGGCCUUUAUGAAGUAUGGAAAUCGUGCUUGCAUUGUCCUUUAUUUCUUACUUGCUGAAGUUGACCGAAUGAACUGCCAGGCAGAAAGACAAGAGGGGGAAGAAUUACGACAUCAGUAUGAAGGUUCCAUUCGUCAUGCAUCAUGCUCCGAAAUUCAGGAUGAGGUGAACAUUCGGGAUGAGAUUGGUGAUCAGGUUGAUGAAGUGGACAAAGUGAUCCAAGUUUUGUUGAAGGCUGGCAUGACAUCGGAUGCACUUCGAGAUGCACAUUUGCAGGGAGUCGAACUUCGGCAUGCCGGAUUCGUUCAAUUAGCCAUCCCUGUGCUUGUGCUUGGGCCUUUGUUGAUGCUAGGUUGUUGGCUUGUGUGGCGAUAUGUCUAUUUGCUUCAUGAACUAGGUCAUCCAAUUGCAGGAAUCUAUAACUUUAUGGCAUCCAUGGAAACCGCAUCAAUCCUUGCUAGGCUUGCCUUCUUGUGUUUGCUUUUUAGACGCUCCAUUGAUGAACGGUGCUUCAUGCUGAACGUGAUGGCCAAGAUUGUGACGGUCUUCUAUUUUUGCCUGGUGGAGCUGGGACCUUUGGGGAAUGAAGCUAUGUUUUUUUCUUUGGUGACUUUGUUCCACGUCUCGUUCUUUCUGGUGCUUUUCUUUGCUGCCUUGGGCAUCCGUGGGACAUUGAAGUUACCUGGUGGAAGGCUCUUGGCUCAAUUCUUCUUGUCACGGGUCGUGGGUCCCGUUGAAUGGCCGUUGUCUCGGAGAUCCAUGAGUGAGCUCGUCUCGGCGGAAUGUUUGGAAGAGUCAUCCAGCAGCGAGGUGAUGUCAGAUGCAUCAUCGGAAAGUUCUACUCACAGCUGA
Durusdinium trenchii is the source of this 1014-nucleotide messenger RNA. The record is from the annotation of a GenBank genome assembly. Lineage: Eukaryota; Dinophyceae; Suessiales; Symbiodiniaceae.